GCCUUCUCUUUACCGGGGACCCGGCGUGAGAGCCAGAGGGACCCGUGGGACCCGCUGUGCCUCGGGCUCCGCGGAAAAGAGCUUUGGGCACCGAGAGGCCUGGCCCCGGGGAAGGCCAGAGGGCGAGCGGCGCGCGGCUGCUCCGGACCCGGUUGGGGUCAGAGAGAUGAUGCAGGAGUGGCAGGCCACUGUGUCCCCCAAUUUGGAUCCUGGCUUCCCUCAAAAGACUCUUAAGGCUAAUGUUUGAUAACCCUGUGGAGAAGCCAACACUACAUGUAAAUAAGAUAUGCAGAUUUUUUUUUAAAAGGGUGCUAGUUUUGAACUGACUUUUUUUCAGUCACAUUUGUAUAUAUGGAUCUUCUUCACCCAAAUGAUGACUUUAAGUAUAUCCCUGGAGCGUUCGGAUAAUGUGACAGUUGCGAUGCAGUGAUGUCGACUCUCUGUCCACCACCAUCGCCAGCUGUUGCCAAGACAGAGAUUGCUUUAAGCGGUGAAUCCCCUUUAUUAGCAGCCACUUUUGCCUACUGGGACAACAUUCUUGGUCCUCGAGUAAGACACAUUUGGGCUCCAAAGACAGACCAGGUACUUCUCAGCGAUGGAGAAAUAACUUUUCUUGCCAACCACACCCUAAAUGGAGAAAUUCUUCGAAAUGCAGAGAGUGGGGCGAUAGAUGUGAAGUUCUUUGUGUUGUCUGAAAAGGGAGUAAUUAUUGUUUCAUUAAUCUUCGACGGAAACUGGAAUGGGGAUAGGAGCACAUACGGACUAUCAAUUAUACUUCCGCAGACAGAACUUAGCUUCUACCUCCCACUUCACAGACUGUGUGUUGAUAGAUUAACACACAUUAUCCGGAAAGGAAGGAUAUGGAUGCAUAAGGAAAGGCAAGAACAUGUCCAGAAGAUAGUCUUAGAAGGCACAGAGAGAAUGGAAGAUCAGGGUCAGAGUAUUAUUCCAAUGCUUACUGGAGAAGUAAUUCCUGUAAUGGAACUGCUUUCAUCUAUGAAAUCACACAGUGUUCCUGAAGAAAUAGAUAUAGCUGAUACAAUUCUCAAUGAUGAUGAUAUUGGUGACAGUUGUCAUGAAGGCUUUCUUCUCAAUGCCAUUAGCUCACACUUGCAAACCUGUGGCUGUUCUGUCGUGGUAGGGAGCAGUGCAGAGAAAGUAAAUAAGAUUGUGAGAACAUUAUGCCUUUUUCUGACUCCGCCAGAGAGAAAAUGCUCCAGGUUAUGUGAACCAGAAUCAACAUUUAAAUACGAGUCAGGGCUCUUUGUCCAAGGCCUGCUAAAGGAUUCAACUGGAAGCUUUGUGCUACCCUUCCGGCAAGUUAUGUAUGCCCCCUAUCCCACCACACACAUAGAUGUGGACGUCAAUACCGUCAAGCAAAUGCCACCCUGCCACGAACAUAUUUAUAAUCAGCGUAGAUACAUGAGGUCAGAGCUGUCAGCAUUCUGGAGAGCCACUUCAGAAGAAGACAUGGCUCAGGAUACUAUCAUCUACACAGACGAAAGCUUCACUCCUGACUUGAAUGUUUUUCAAGAUGUCUUACACAGAGACACGCUAGUAAAAGCCUUCCUAGAUCAGAUCUUUCAUUUGAAACCCGGUUUAUCUCUCAGGAGUACUUUCCUUGCACAAUUUCUACUCGUCCUUCACAGAAAAGCCUUGACGCUAAUAAAAUAUAUAGAAGAUGAUACGCAGAAAGGGAAAAAGCUCUUUAAAUCUCUUCGGAACCUGAAGAUAGAUCUUGAUUUAACAGCAGAGGGCGAUCUUAACAUAAUAAUGGCUCUAGCUGAGAAAAUUAAACCAGGCCUACACUCCUUUAUCUUUGGAAGACCUUUCUACACUAGUGUACAGGAACGAGAUGUCCUAAUGACUUUUUAAACGUGUAACUUGUUAAGUAUUUUCGUUAUAAUCCCAAUUGCUGCUAUAAUAGCUCAGUGGUGUGGAACACAUCAAUCCCUUGGGUCAUACCCCAGAGUCCUACUCAGCAAUGGCAGUUAAACUUAGUUACACUACAGUUGUCACAAGAAGUCUGCAAGGGGAUAUCAGGUAUGUUGUCAACAAUGGAUGCAUCUUGUCCUAGAUGUGCUGUCUUGGGAUACAGACUUAUGUUUACAAUGAUAAUAAAUGUUAUUGCUAUCUUUUAAAGAUAUAAUGAUAGGAUAUAUGCUUGAUCACGACUACCGUGUUUUUAAACUUGGGAUUCAUGGUUUACUUGUAUCAAAGUGAAAUCUGACUUAGCUUUCACAUAUGUAAUACCAGCUGACUUUUCAUCUUUUGGCAUUUUUUGGUUUAUGGAAUUACUGUAAUACUGUUGUAAUCGGCUGAAAAUUAGAGCAUUUAAAUCAUUUUAGUUCCAUAGACAGAAAGGUAACUUGAACCUAAGGGUAAAUUUUAGAAAGAAAUUACUGAUCAAGCAGAUGUUUGAUUGAAAUUAUUAGAUCUACUUUGUAUGUAGACUUAGUCCUUCAGAUUCAGUCUGUGUAAAAAUGUCAAGCAGUGUGUAUUGUCCUGAUUAUGAUAAACUACAAUCAGGGUGGUGGUUGUCUGUUUUUUGUCUGUUAAGCUCUGUCAGAAAAUAUAACAGAUUGGAUUUUAUGUUUUAGUAGCAGUCAUCAACUUUUAAAAGUAGUUUUCAUUAUUUUUGAGCCAAAUGAAAAUGUGUACCUUUGUGCCUUUUUUUUCCUUGGAAAAUAUAAAUACUUGGAAGAAGUUCAGAUUUCAUAGUCAGUCAUUUGCAUCGUUUUCCUCUUGUAUAGUCUUACCCUGACUUGGCAAUCACUGUAUUAAUAACUUCGAGAUUAUUAAAUGCAAUAGAGAAUGUACGACUAGUAAUAUCUGUUUUCAGGAAUAGAGAAUAGUAUCUUGUUUUCUAUUUAUAUCUCUGUGCAUAUUUUUGAAGUUGUUGCCGUGUCUCUGCCUGCAUCAUAUGACAAAUAGCAGGAGAAACUUCACUGACAUGCUGUUUUACUAGGUGCUACUUUAGCAGAACUAAGUGGUCUAUUUCUUUUGUUUCCUUAGUGUGUUUAGACCAUUUUGCCAGCUAUGAAAUAACUGAUUAACGUAAUUCUGUGCUAGAACAUUGUUGACAUAGUAGCAUAUAUAUAAGCAUAAAACUUUUUUUUUAAUU
Rhinolophus ferrumequinum (greater horseshoe bat) is the source of this 3124-nucleotide messenger RNA. RefSeq names its product C9orf72-SMCR8 complex subunit (gene C9orf72). Gene Ontology annotation, molecular function: guanyl-nucleotide exchange factor activity. Gene Ontology annotation, cellular component: autophagosome; endosome. The coding region runs from base 430 to 1875 and encodes 481 amino acids. Gene Ontology annotation, biological process: autophagy; endocytosis. The record is from RefSeq and is a predicted model, not a curated record. Lineage: Eukaryota; Metazoa; Chordata; Mammalia; Chiroptera; Rhinolophidae. The transcript is spliced from 12 exons.